Anas platyrhynchos (mallard) is the source of this 1229-nucleotide messenger RNA. It is a transcript of the gene CHTF8, whose product is annotated as chromosome transmission fidelity factor 8. Gene Ontology annotation, cellular component: Ctf18 RFC-like complex. The record is from RefSeq and is a predicted model, not a curated record. Gene Ontology annotation, biological process: mitotic sister chromatid cohesion. Lineage: Eukaryota; Metazoa; Chordata; Aves; Anseriformes; Anatidae.
CACCGGGAGGGGUCCCGGGGAUACCGGGGAGGUCCCAGUGAGGUCCCGGGAGGGGUCCCCGGGGUUUUGGGGAGGUCCCGGGGGUCUCGGGGUGGUCCCAGGUGUCCUAGGGUGGUCCCGAGAGGGGUCCCGGGGGCUUUGGGGUGGUCCCCGGGGUCUUUAGGAGGUCCCGGUGAGGUCCUGGGGGUACCGGGGAGGUCCCGGUGAGGUCCCGGGGGGUCCCUGCCGGUCCCAUCCCAGCCGUGCCCGCAGUGCCCGUGGCCCCGCAGGCCGUGCCAUGGUGCAGCUCAUCGUGUCCAGCGGGGGCAGCCUGCCCCGCUGGGUGCUGCUGGAGCUGCAGGGCGAGGUGGAGGCGCGGAGCGGCGGCGCGCUGCCUGGGAGCCUGCUGGGAGACCUGCACUACACCCGCCAGGGCGUCCCGGUGCUGGUGGUGGGCCACCAUGUGCUGUACGGGAAGGUGGUGCCGCUGGAGAAGCCGUUUGCUGUGCUGGUGAAGGAGGCGGCUGGCCCCGCGGAGCCGCACGCCCGCUACGCCGUCACCGCCCUCAUCAAGACCAAGCUGCUCUUCAAAACCCGCCCCAAACCCAUCAUCACCAACGUGCCCCGCAAGGUGUGAGGGCACCGACCCGCUGCCAGCACCACCAGCGUGCCCAAAACACGAGGACAAGGACCUGCUGGCACCACCAACGUGCCCAAAAUGUAAGGACAGGGACCUGCUGCCUGUUGCCAGCACCACCAACGUGCCCAAGACACAAGGACACCGACCUGCUGCCACCACAGGCCUGUCCCAGGUCCCCUGUCCUCCCUCGGUGACACCAGGGGAGAGCCAGGACACAAACCCAGAGCCUCUCUGAGGUGAGGAGCACCCGGGGGAGCCCAGCUGCAGGGCCCGUGCCCAUGGGGGCAGAUGUGGCUCUGCAGCCGUGCUCGUGCUGCUGGGGGGCUUUGGCUCAAUCAGCCCGGCUCAGCAGCAUCUGCCCCCCCCAAAACGCACCCCUGCAGCUCGCAGGGGGCAGGUCUGCCUCACCCCUGCCCCAGCACCCACUCCCCUCGAGUUUCCCCCCGCCCAGGGGGCACCUUGUGGAUUUGGGGCAGGGGGAGAGCGGGGCCGAGACGCCGGCGUUUCUCUGUGCAAGUCUUUAUUGUGACAAAUCCAGCGGGAUAUAAAAAACAGACCUCUCAAAAUAUGAAAAAAACACGGGUUAAAAAAUAAAUAGAUUUACAAACCA